CCCGCCGGCUGUCGCCGCUUCCCGGGCCCCGCUGCCUUUCUCCGCUGUCCCGAAAAUACCGAGCGAGCUCUAGGCCAUUCGCAAGCUCCCUGGGACCUGCUCUGAGCACUUGGCUCUCUGGGGACGUCGCUUGCAGCACCCUGCUUCAGGCAUGUUCUCAGAGGUGAAGUUUCCCGUGCCCUGGGGCCACGUGGCAGCCAAGGCCUGGGGUCCCCCACAGGGGCACCCCGUGCUGUGCUUGCAUGGCUGGCUCGACAAUGCUAACACCUUUGACAGGCUCAUCCCACUGCUGCCCACAGACCACCAUUACGUGGCAGUGGAUUUUUCUGGCCAUGGCCUGUCGUCUCACCGACCUGCAGGCUCGCUCUACCACUUCCUGGAUUAUGUGAGUGAGGUGCGCCGUGUGGCAGCAGCCUUACAGUGGAGACGGUUCACUCUGAUGGGUCACAGUAUGGGUGGAUCUGUGGCAGGAAUGUUCUGUUUCCUUUAUCCAGAGAUGGUGGAUAAGCUGAUCCUGCUGGAAAAUCUUGGCUUUCUGCUAGCUCCAGAGGAAACUGAGGCAUGGCUGAAAUCAAAACGGAUGGCAAUUGACAGAUUACUGAGCCUGGAGGCGAAGCAGCAACCUCCCAAAGUGCGUAGCCCCGAAGCAGCGCUGCAGAGGCUCUUAGAAGCAAACAGACAUCUGACAGCAGAGGGGGGGGCGAUCCUACUGCAGCGAGGAGCGACUGUGACACCCGCUGGCCUGGUGUAUAACAGAGACAUGAGAGCCCGUACGCAGAAUCGAGAGUCUCUCACGGUGGAGCAGUGUGUGAAGCUCCUGCAGAAGAUCCAGGACCGUGUUCUCAUCAUCGUAGCACAAGAUGGACUCCUGAUUCCACAUAAGCUAGACAGCAGAAAUCCCUUUGUGAAACCACUACGGGAGGCAUUUGAGUCUGUCCUGAAAGAGCACAUCCAGCUAGUAGAGGUGCCUGGGAGCCAUUUUGUACACCUGAAUGAGCCUGAGGUGGUGUCUGGGGUCAUCAGCAACUUCCUGACAGCACAGGACACCAGAGCCAGGCUCUAGACUGGGUCUCUGCAGCAGCAGCAGUCCAGUAUGGUUAUCAAAGUGUGAGAGAAUCCUUCUUACCUUCCAGCUCUGGGAGUGAAGGGAUAACCCACAGGAACCCUCACCCAGAGGGAAGUGGCCUUCCACUUGUUCCUUCCUAACUUCUGCAUCCUGAAAUAGAGCAGGAAUACAAGCACAGGCAUUCUUUGUGGAAGCAGCAGUGACAAAAGCUGUAGUAUUGCAAGGCACAUGGCUCCUCCUCAGCUCCUCUCUGAGGAUGGUGCAGCCUCCCAGAAACAGACCCACUGAAAAAAAAAAAAAAAAAGUCAAGUGUUCUGCUUCUGUCCAUGGAUGCCUGAGCUCAGAAGGCGUUGGCAUCUUUGUUCUACUACCAGAGCUGCUGCCUUUUUUAAACCACCUUGAAAGAGAGUUCACUAGGGCAUGGAAGGCCAUUUCAAAGAACUCCUGGAGUAUGAGUAGUAGUUGUCCCAGCUGCUUUGGCUGGAGGAUUAAUUAGCAAUAGGAAAAUUGGUAGAGAUGAUUUCUGUUCCUUUAAAUAAAGAUUGAUCUCUCGAUAUUAAUAA
This is a messenger RNA of Rhea pennata, 1629 nucleotides long. It is a transcript of the gene SERHL2, whose product is annotated as serine hydrolase like 2. Bases 152 to 1063 code for a protein of 303 amino acids. The record is from RefSeq and is a predicted model, not a curated record. The transcript is spliced from 12 exons. Lineage: Eukaryota; Metazoa; Chordata; Aves; Rheiformes; Rheidae.